CUGCUGCUGAGGCGGCGUUAGCGGCGCAUCCGGCCUCGGGCCGUCCGGCCUCUCGGCUCGCGACUCAGCCUCUCCUGAGCCCGCCGGGGCCCGGGCCGGCCAGCACCUGCCCUAUGAGUGUGUCACUGGUUGUCAUCCGAUUGGAGCUCGCAGAACACUCGCCCGUCCCCGCCGACUUCGGCUUCAGUGCCGCUGCGGGGGAAAUGUCUGAUGAGGAGAUCAAACAGAAGACACUAGCUUCAGCUGUAGCCUCUUUAGAAGGGAAGUCACCAGGGGAGAAAGCAGCAAUCAUACAUCAGCAUCUUGGCCAUCGAGAAAUGACAGAUAUGAUCAUUGAGACCAUGAAGUGCAAGCCAGAGCUGAAAGCUACGAUGGAAGACAGGAAGUCUUCAAAAGCAUCCUCUACUGCACAGAGAAGUAAAGAGCAAAAUAAUGAGUGCAUAAACACUCCUGAUUCUCCAUCAAAACAGCUUCCUGACCAGAUUUCAUUCUUUAGUGGAAAUCCAUCAGUUGAAAUAGUUCAUGGUAUUAUGCAUCUGUACAAGACAAAUAAGAUGACCUCCUUAAAAGAAGAUGUGAGGCGCAGUGCCAUGCUGUGUAUUCUCACAGUCCCUGCUACAAUGACCAGUCAUGACCUUAUGAAGUUUGUCGCACCAUUUAAUGAAGUAAUUGAACAAAUGAAAAUCAUCAGAGACUCAACUCCAAAUCAAUAUAUGGUGCUGAUAAAGUUUAGUGCACAGACUGAUGCAGAUAGUUUUUACAUGGCGUGCAACGGCCGCCAGUUCAACUCCAUAGAAGAUGAUGUUUGUCAGCUGGUCUAUGUGGAAAGGGCCGAAGUACUGAAAUCUGAAGAUGGCGCCAGCCUCCCCGUGAUGGACCUGACCGAGCUCCCCAAGUGCACAGUGUGUCUGGAACGCAUGGACGAGUCAGUGAAUGGCAUCCUCACCACGUUGUGUAACCACAGCUUCCACAGCCAGUGUCUGCAGCGCUGGGAUGACACCACGUGUCCCGUUUGCCGGUACUGUCAAACACCAGAGCCAGUAGAAGAAAAUAAGUGUUUUGAGUGUGGCGUUCAGGAGAACCUUUGGAUUUGCUUAAUAUGUGGCCACAUAGGAUGUGGACGAUACGUAAGUCGACAUGCUUAUAAGCACUUCGAGGAAACCCAGCACACAUAUGCCAUGCAGCUCACCAACCACCGGGUCUGGGACUAUGCUGGAGAUAAUUAUGUUCAUCGACUGGUUGCAAGUAAAACAGAUGGAAAAAUAGUACAGUAUGAAUGUGAGGGUGAUACGUGCCAGGAAGAGAAAAUAGAUGCCUUACAAUUAGAGUAUUCAUAUUUACUAACAAGUCAACUGGAAUCUCAGCGAAUCUACUGGGAAAACAAGAUAGUUCGGAUAGAGAAGGACACAGCAGAGGAAAUUAACAACAUGAAAACCAAAUUUAAAGAAACAAUCGAGAAAUGUGAUAAUCUGGAACAUAGACUAAAUGAUCUCCUAAAAGAAAAGCAGUCUGUGGAAAGAAAGUGCACUCAGCUAAACACAAAAGUGGCCAAACUCACCACGGAGCUCAAAGAGGAGCAGGAAAUGAACAAGUGCUUGCGAGCCAAUCAAGUCCUCCUACAGAACAAGCUGAAAGAGGAGGAGAGGGUGUUGAAGGAGACCUGUGACCAGAAGGACCUGCAGAUCACUGAGAUCCAGGAGCAGCUGCGUGAUGUCAUGUUCUACCUGGAGACACAGCAAAAGAUCAACCAUCUGCCUGCAGAGACCCGUCAGGAGAUCCAGGAGGGACAGAUCAACAUUGCCAUGGCCUCGGCCUCCAGCGCCCCCUCCUCAGGGGGCAGUGGGAAGCUGCCCUCCAGGAAGGGCCGCAGCAAGAGGGGCAAGUGACUUUUGGAGAAACAGAUGGCCUUGAGACUUUUCCCUGUCACAGCGAGGCGUGCAGGGGUGUUCAGCUGAAUGUGAGGGUAAACCCUAAAUAAGUACCAGUGAGUACCAAUCUGCAGUUGUUUGGAUCUCUCAUUGGUUAGUUUGUGGUGUAAUUAACUGGAGGAUUGAUGCCUAGGAGAGUGAUGGGAAGGGGCAGUGUUUCAGAGGUGGCUGCAUUUUUCCACCGUAGUAGUUCACUAACCUCAGACAUUCUAAUGACCAUUUUGCCUUCCUACCUGAUAGAUGCCCCAACUCUGCUGUGCAUUUUUCCGUUGUAUUUAUUGACGUGGUGUAUUUGAUGUUCACUUCUGGCAUCUGUUUAAGAUGUCGCGUUUUUUUGGUAACCUCAGAGGUAACAUUACCUAGCACUAAAAUGCCAUACCUCCCUGGGGCCAUAGCUGCUCUAAAGAGAGGCUGGCAUUGGCUGUUGAGGAUCACUGCAAAUUCCCUAGCAUUGAUCUCACUUCAGUGUUGCCCCUGCCUGCCUCUGGGAAAUUGAAGAACUGGUUAACUGUCACAGGAAGAGAGGCCGGCCUUGUAAAUCAGGCACUGGCUUGUCACCAUCAGCCAUCUCUUCUUGCUCUAGGGCUAGCCAGGAAAAACAAACAACCCGGGGCAGGCUGAGUAGAACCAGUGUAGGAAAAAUGGUGGUGUUUCCACUUUGUUUGUUUUUGAUGACUCCACACCUCAUGAACCUCAAACAGGCAGGAGGCUUAAUUGUUGCUCUAAGAUUCAAAUCUCAGAGUGGGUUUCCUAGCAUCUAGCAGGAAUAAGCAGGCAGAUUUCUCAUCCCUGUGAAAAUGUAGAGUGAAGUCUCUGACUUGCAGCAGAUUGUGUAUUUUGCUGGGAUCAGUAUUUUCUGACUGUUUACAAAAGAUUGGUUUGCAUGUUCAGGUUGUGGCUGGAGGGGGCAUGGGUUUAUUUUCAGUUACGCUUUCAUGAUAGAGCCAAAGGCUGUUUCUAAAUCAGAAAAUUAGAAUUUUAACAGAGCCCCUUUAAAACAGUCACAUAAUGCUUGUUGUGAGCCAAUAGAGGGGCUGUGUACUCUCUAGAAAAAUAAAUUACAGAUAAAUCAUAAUAGGCAGUAAUUGAGCAACAAUAAUGUAAUUUAACUUCCAAAAGAGGUAACUGGAUAACAAGACAUACCUUUAAAUGAUGAGUUUUGUUUUCUGCUUUAUAAUUAGCCAGAGUUUUCAAAGGAUCACAUUUCAGAAUUGCUUUUUAGCCUAUGGUUGGACCUCAUCCCCAUUGACCUAAAUGUCUUCCAGGUUAGCACACCAACUGUAUCACUAUUCACCAUAUCCAUUUUUGUGGGAUGUGCUGCAACAUUUCCCAAAGAACCUUACCUGCAACUUUGCAAAAUGAAUGUACUCAGACAUUCUUAGUUUUUACUUAGACCAACUCUCUAAGUCCCCCUUGGACUUACAUGUACAGAUAUCUGAAAGCAAGAGUGGGAAUGUAAAGCAUAAUCUAAUCCUCUUUCCUAUAGAGAUUCUAUUUUAUUUAAAAUCUAUUUUUACACUAGUUAGACUCCUGCUUUUUUGGCCAAGUACUUGUCUUGCAUGUCUGACCUUGCAGAAGCUGGGAUGGAUCAGAGCAUACUAAUUAAGAGAAUUACGAAGUAGUUUACGAAGCUUGCUUGCUCCUCAUUUCUCUGUGAUCACCUCCAUCAAGCAGCCCUACCACCAGCUGGGAGAACAGAGGUAUUUUUUCAGUACAGGUAGGAUAUAAAUGCUCUGAAAGGCUGUGCCUAGAAAAUUGAGCAAAUGGGAAAAUGUUUCCAAACUACUUGAAGGUUUAAAAAAAUGUUCUAGGAAAAAAGAGUCCUAUUAGCUAUGUAAAAAAAAAUGAUUUUUUUUAAAGGUCAAAGAGUCAUGUUUGAAUUUGACAAAAUUACAUAAGAGAGAAGCUGUUAGUGUUUUCUUCAGGAUAGAAAUAAACCAUUUAACAUGUCCCUACUACCUUGAACAAUGAAGUUGCAUUAAAAUUAUCAAACUUUGAAA
Manis javanica (Malayan pangolin) is the source of this 3928-nucleotide messenger RNA. It is a transcript of the gene BRAP, whose product is annotated as BRCA1 associated protein. The record is from RefSeq and is a predicted model, not a curated record. Gene Ontology annotation, molecular function: zinc ion binding; nucleic acid binding; ubiquitin protein ligase activity. Gene Ontology annotation, biological process: Ras protein signal transduction; protein ubiquitination. Gene Ontology annotation, cellular component: cytoplasm. NCBI's taxonomy places the organism in Eukaryota, Metazoa, Chordata, Mammalia, Pholidota, Manidae.